GACAACGAUAAUUACCGGUGGUUGUAUCUCGAGCGCAGCGACUGAGGCCAGGAAGACCGAACUGACCAACAACCAACGAAACCCGCGCUCGCUUUUCUGCCUAUCAACUAUCAACAAAAAAGACGAACGCAAACGGCAACAACGAACAACAAUUUCACCAAUUGUGAAAAGCUUAGUGUGUACGAAAUAUAACGAAACAAUAUUCGAAUUUCUUUUGUGCCGGGUUACUUGCCUGUCAUUGUGCAAAUUAUUAUUGACUAUAGCGCCAACUUCGACGUCAUCGCACUGUGCAAUUAUUCAAGUGAAAACAACACUAGCAGCAGCGUCAAAUACACCAACAAGAAUAAAAACUAAAACAGCAGCUAUAAUUAUUUGAACGCAUACGUGCUUAAAAUAUAUAAAACAAUACAAGUCAAGAGCGUGCCAUAAUUAUAUUAAGAGCAAUAGAAACGAAGCAUCAGCAUAACAAAAAUACAAAACAAAUAAAAAAAAAAAACAAAAGUAGUUAUCAAAAGCCAAAAUAAAAUCAAUAAACGGCAAUGUGCGAAAAUUGCUAACGAAAAAAACAACAUCAGCAGCAUCAGCAGUCAGCAAAAUCAGCAACACCAAUUACGAUAGCAGCCAUUAAAAUUGCCAACAUGAUUGACGCCACCUGCAAUUAUUUGAAUCCCUAUACACUGUCUCAAUCAACAGCCGUACAGCAGCAACAGCAGCAGCAUCAGCAGCAUCUACAACAACAACAACAACAACAACAUCAGCAACAACAACAGGAGCAACAGCAACCAGGUCAUGAUUUCAUUAGCACCACAUUGCUAUCCGCCUCCGCCUCUGCCUCCGUCUCCGCCUCCGCGUCCACGUCCACGUCGAACCGUGACUCUAAUGGCUCCUCCCCGUUGGCCUUCUACGGCAAACAAGCAAAUGCAUCAGCAACAGUUUCCGCAUCCACCUCACAUCAAGUGGUGCCGCCAAUGAAAUUGGAAAUGCAAUAUCCGCCGCAGGCAUCAUCUACUGGUAGUGCAUCGGCCAACUCCAGUAUAUCACAGUCAGCAGCUUCCUCGGCAUCGGUGUCACCUAGCAUAUUCCCAUCUCCGGCGCAGUCCUUUGCUUCAAUAUCCACUAGUCCGCCGGCCGCAGGUGGCUCCUCGUCGGCCACAGCUGCAGCAGUGGCAGCUGUAGCUGCCGCUGAUUUGGGUGCCGCAGCGGUGGCAAGCGCCACAGCCUACAGCUGGAAUACGGCUGCAUACACAGCGCUGCCAACAAGAACUCAAUUUCCGUAUGCGCAAUACGCAACUUAUGGAAAUGUGGCAACGGUUGGCGUUGCAGCGUCGGCAUCUGCCGCCUGGUUCUCACACCAGGAGCGACUGUAUCAGCCGUGGUCAUCACAAAGCUAUCCAAGCUUUAAUUUUGACGAUAUCGCCUUUCAGACUCAGCUUCAGCGCCGGUCCGUACGUUGCACCUGCCCCAACUGCACCAACGAAAUGAGCGGGCUGCCACCCAUCGUCGGGCCCGACGAGCGCGGACGCAAGCAACACAUAUGCCACAUUCCAGGCUGCGAGCGCCUUUACGGCAAGGCUUCACACCUUAAGACCCACCUGCGUUGGCACACUGGCGAACGACCGUUCCUAUGCCUCACGUGCGGUAAGCGUUUUUCGCGUUCCGAUGAGUUGCAACGCCAUGGACGCACCCACACCAACUAUCGGCCAUAUGCAUGUCCCAUCUGCUCCAAGAAGUUCUCGCGCAGUGAUCAUCUUAGUAAGCACAAGAAAACCCACUUCAAGGACAAGAAAGCGAAAAAAGCCCUAACCGCCGAGGCCAAGGAGCAGACGGGGGCCAUCAAGCAGGAGAAGUCCGAAAAGGCUUUUAACAAUAAAAAAGGGAUUAAGAGCAAAACUGCGACAGUAACGAUGCUCGGUAACAAUAUGCAAUUCAAACAGGAGCAGCCGGAGGCAACAAACACUUUGGGCUAUGCACCUUAUGCGAAUCUCAAUCAGCAAACAGCGAAGACAGCGGCAACGGCCGUGGUGGUAACGACUCUGCCGCCGCCACCGCCUCUAUUCCAGCCACAGCAGCAGAGUGAACCCUCGGCAGUCUCCAACAGUAGCAGUAGCACCGGCAGUUAUGAACCCUGGUGCACCAGCACCAGCACCAGCACCAGCAGCAGCAGCAGCAGCAGCAACAACAGCAAUAGCCACAGCAGCAAUAUUCGUGCCAUGGAACAAAACCAAACUACCUCAGCGAAUGCCAGACCCACAUCGGAAGGCUCAGCAAUGAUUUCCAGCAGCAUCAGCAGCAGCCAGGCCCAACACUAUACAGCGCUCUCCAUGCAGAGUGAGUCACAGCUGGCCUCGGAAUAUGGACUAACCAUGUCCGGGCUGGCAAGCGGCGCCUGUGAUAAUAGUAGCAGCAGCUGUAAUAAUUUAAGUAGUGGAUACUCUGGCCUUGUUGGUCCCAUGAAGACUGAUUAUACCGGCAACUAUCCGGCUGAAUUUUCCAGUGGCUCUGGCUAUGGUUAUGCACAUCAUCACGUCGCUCACGCCCAUGCCCACGCUCACAACCAUCACCAUCAUUAUCACAAUGCGUGGACCGCCGCUUAUCAUCCACAUGCAGCGGCUUAGACUUAGCAUUAGUCCGGAUUAGUACCUAAAUAAAUCCUUGUUGCUGUUGGAUAAUUAUGAAAAAAUUAAAAUCGACAGGUUAUUAUUAGCUCUUGAUUUUAAUUAUUUUUUUUUUUUUUUUUUACUGUGUGAAGUAUUAAAAUACAGCCAUAAUACUGCAUAUAUAUGCAGACUUAAUACAUAUUGUAUAUCAAUACCCUAAGAAAACAUUCUAAUCAAUCCCGAAAUGUAAGUUGAUGUCCUCUUUAUAUAUUUUUGACUCGUUAGUGACCUAAUUGUUGUUGUUAAGAACAUAAUAUACAUA
Drosophila virilis is the source of this 2919-nucleotide messenger RNA. RefSeq names its product buttonhead (gene btd). Gene Ontology annotation, molecular function: DNA-binding transcription factor activity, RNA polymerase II-specific; RNA polymerase II cis-regulatory region sequence-specific DNA binding. The record is from RefSeq and is a predicted model, not a curated record. Gene Ontology annotation, biological process: regulation of transcription by RNA polymerase II. NCBI's taxonomy places the organism in Eukaryota, Metazoa, Arthropoda, Insecta, Diptera, Drosophilidae.